Pieris macdunnoughi is the source of this 351-nucleotide messenger RNA. The record is from the annotation of a GenBank genome assembly. NCBI's taxonomy places the organism in Eukaryota, Metazoa, Arthropoda, Insecta, Lepidoptera, Pieridae.
AUGGAAGCUAUGGACAUCCAAGCAGUCGAGUCUAAACUAAGCGAUGUUACUGUAACAGCUAUACCUAUGAAUGGAAAAAGCAGCCAUAAGGAUUUAAGUCACGGGGGUAGUAGCCACGCGACUAUAUCCACUGUUCCUGCGUCGUCACCAUCUUCAAAUGGUAAAGAUAAGGACAACGGUAUGUCAAAGUAUGCUCAAUUAUUGGCCGUGAUUGAAGAAAUGGGAAAAGAAGUGAGACCAAGCUACUCUGGUAGUCGUAGCUCGGCAGAACGGUUAAAAAGAGGUAUUGUACAUGCUAGAAUUCUGGUCAGAGAAUGCCUCAUUGAGACAGAGCGAUCAGCAAGACAGUAG